CUCUUUCAGUUAGCCACAGUAGAACAUCUCCUCGCAUUGGACCGAACACUUGCUAAUUGUCAUGAUAGUGAUGGUUACACCCCUCUACACCGUGCUGCUUACAGUGGCCAUUAUGUUGUGGUUUCUGCUCUUUUGAAUGCUGGAGCGAAUCUUCAUGCAAGAACUACUGAUGGUUGGAUGCCGCUACAUAGUGCUUGUCGCUGGGGUCAUGCCACUGUAGCUUCGUGUCUUUUGAAUUGGGGGGCAGAGGUCAAUGCCUUGACAGCGGGGCGACUCACACCCCUACAACUGGCUGCUGGAAAUACUGCAGCUGGGCAGACGAUUGAGUUAUUGCUGUCACAGCGCACCCUACAGGCAGGACUGAAAAACAGUGCAGGAGAGACUGCUUAUGACAUUGCACAUCGCACAAGUGAACAUCACAGGCUGUUUGAGAUGGUAGAGCCUUGUAAUAAAAUAUACUGACAUGCGUGUGCACAGGGUGAAAUUCUGACAUCAAGCUUAGAACUGUGUCUUAUUAUUAAUAAAUGUAGAUGAGAAACUACUCUGUUUUUCUAUGAAGAGUAGAGGACAUUGUCAUUUAAAAAAAAAAAACAAGAACUGGUCAUCAGCAUGCAGGAAAUAAGCAGAUGUUCACAACAAUGUGUAAUUAUAAUCAUUAAAAAUUAUGAGCAUGUCUUUGCAUGCGUGUGUGCAUGUGAGGGUGCAUUUUCUGUGCAUGAUGUGCUUAAAAUCACAGCUUCGUUCACAGCAUUCUGAAGAUAA
Molecule: messenger RNA, 762 nt
Organism: Sinocyclocheilus rhinocerous
Lineage: Eukaryota; Metazoa; Chordata; Actinopteri; Cypriniformes; Cyprinidae
Gene: ankrd49
Product: ankyrin repeat domain 49
Exons: 1
Molecular function (GO): protein binding
Source: RefSeq, a predicted model, not a curated record